Messenger RNA from Wallemia ichthyophaga EXF-994, 1965 nucleotides. RefSeq lists its product as uncharacterized. The coding region runs from base 1 to 1965 and encodes 654 amino acids. The record is from RefSeq and is a predicted model, not a curated record. NCBI's taxonomy places the organism in Eukaryota, Fungi, Basidiomycota, Wallemiomycetes, Wallemiales, Wallemiaceae. The transcript has a single exon.
AUGCUACAAUGCACGCGCUACGCGCUACGACUGCGAGCGAGUAGCGUAUGCUACUACACUACUGAAAUACCCAACAUCAAUAAUAGCGACAUUGAUAUCUACAAAGCACACUGGCCGCGAGAUCUCCUCCAGUACACGAAAACAGCGUAUGAGAAUCCAAACGAAGCUAUUAAAUUCCACCAUGACUUGCUACAGAGGUGGCCAUCACUCCCAUCGCAUUCACGGUUAUCAAUUGGACUCCAAAACCUGAGAUAUAUCUCGUACAACGACAUCAGUCGAGAGGGCGUUUGGAAGCAAGCCGUACAUAUGCUGCUUUCACAGCCCAAUUUAAAUACCAAGGAGUACUACAAACUUAUUAGAUUCAUCCACAGACCACAUAACAUGGACGACAAACUACGACAGACGCUGCUGUUGGAUGUCGUCGACAGAAUGAUUGAGCAGGGCGUUAAAUUCAAUCACUCAAUCCUCACUGUCAUUUGGUCGAAAAAGAUGCAAUGGCGUGAUUCAUCUUUCACGAUCAAAUUGUGGCAGAGGAUGUACGAUGCUGGUAUCUCACCUGACUUCGAUAUCCUCUAUCAGGCUUUGAAGGUUUCCGCGAAAAGAGGCAGUGUGAAUGAAUCGCAGGUGUAUUUGGAACAGAUCGGGAAAAUUCCAAACGUUUCCACCUAUCAGUGGAAAUGUGCACAAUCGACUUUCAUAUCAGCGCUGGAAGAUGAUGUUAUGGCAGCAGAAGCUUAUUAUAACAGUCUAGACACAAACAGCUACUCGGACAAAGCCAAGCUGUCUAUACUCGGUAUAAUGGCCAAAUCGAACCAAUUCACGCCUAGCAGAUUGCUCGAAAUGCUCAAUUCACUGCCAGAUUCAUCAAAAAGUAUAGGAUAUGCGUCUAUAAUGCGUGGUUUAGCGUUGAGGAGGUUGUACUAUGAUGUGAUUGGUAUAUACAAGCUCAUCCAACCUCAAUAUCACUUUCACAACCAGCAGCAUUUAAAUGGAAUGCUCAAACCAGUAAUACAAUCCUACUCACAGCUAGGUUUGUACAACGAGGCCGUCGAGUUACUAGAUGAGUACGCAGGUAAAUACGCAAUAGGCGUUGUACAUCCCCUUCUCAACAGUCUGGCAUUCAGGCGUGAAAAAUACGGUGUGUGGUGGGUUUGGAGUGCUUUACUGCGCGGAAGGUGGAAAGUAGCGCCGAAUUCGUCGACGUUUGAAAUAACGUUGAAGGCAUCCUUUAACCAGCACAGCAAGUUUAAGGGGGGUAUUGGGGGACUAUAUCCGUGCAAAUAUUUCAUAGUAGAAGCUUAUCACAACAAUUCACUCAAAUAUCACAUCAAAGAACUUGGAAGAGGGUUUAGGGCGGAGCUGCGCGAUUUGACACUUGGUCAUCACAGUGAUGUUCUUGAGCACUCGGAGAUGUUUUGGAGGAGGAUCGAAGGUGUUUUCAGAGGACUUCUCUUGAGUCAAUUUCCUCAUUUACACUCUGUCAAUGCGCCAGUCACGCUAACGUACAGUGCUGGAAAUUGGGAUAAUCUCCUCACCAAAUCUACACCAGAGAUUGAUUUAACGAGCGUUUCAAUCAAGAGUGAGCAUUUUGAUGCAUAUGUCAAGAUGUUAUUCGAGAGACGAUCUUCUGGCGGGUCGUACGAAAACACCAACCUCAUCCUUCAAGCUUUGAGUUGGAUGCGAGAGCUGGGCAUGGCUCCUUCUAAACCUACGCUAUUCAGAUGCAUAAUAGCGCUCAAUGAGAGCAUAUCGCCCAUGUUCAUAUCUGAUAUCAAGCGCAUCAUCGGGGCAUCAUCGUCAUCUAAAUCCGUCGACCAUCAUAGUCAGUUGUUUGCACUUGAUUCGUUCAAUAAAUCCGCCGACGUCGACCGAUUCUAUAAGUGGGUGAGCGAGUGGCUAGAAAUGCCACACGAAAUGGACAUAUUUACUUUCUGGAAUGCUGAAAUAAGGCGCAGUAUGGAUUAA